Octopus bimaculoides (California two-spot octopus) is the source of this 1206-nucleotide messenger RNA. RefSeq lists its product as uncharacterized. Lineage: Eukaryota; Metazoa; Mollusca; Cephalopoda; Octopoda; Octopodidae. The record is from RefSeq and is a predicted model, not a curated record. Gene Ontology annotation, molecular function: protein binding.
AUGGAUGAAGUCCACAACGUAACCUUUAAACAGAAGAAGCAGUUCUUUUAUUCAAAGCCAUCUCAACAGUUUACGAAUGAUUCAUCCUUCUAUACUGAGUUCCACAAAUGUAGAAACAGCUUGGAUAAAAGCCCUUUUCUUCAAGCUUGCGGUUAUGGACAGCUGGAUGUUCUUGAAAAACUACUUCAGGAAGGUAAUGAUCCUUACUCAAAGUCCUUGUGUGGCCGAACUGCAUUACAUGAAACCUGCAUAGGGGGACACAUGCCUUGUUUGAUGCUUCUGCUGGAGCUGUCCCCUAAUCUAGACGGCCAGGAUCAUGAUGGCUUCACAGCUGUCCACAUGGCUGCUCUUCAUGGUGAGGAAGAGUGUUUGAAAUGCUUGGCCUCGAAGGGUGCCAACUUGCUACUGGGUGACAAUUAUGGCCGACUUCCAAUUCACCUUGCUGUUAUGAGAAACCACUUGAACAUUGUUCAGCUGUUAUUAAGUGAUGGCAAUGCAAGCUUGGGUGCAACAUGCAAUCUUAAGAAGACACCUUUGCACUAUGCUGCACAAUAUGGAAGUGUUAACUGUUUGAAGUACAUCAUAGAGCAAGGAUUUGAGCCCUUGGUACUGGAUGGCUCAGGAUUGAACCCUGCCCAAUGUGCUGCUCGCUAUGACAAAUUGAAAUGUUUACGUUACUUGCUCAAACAUGGGAUCCAGGCAAACUGCAGAAAUAAAAAUGGCCAAACACUGGCCCACCUGGCAGGAUACCAUGGGUCAACGAAUGUACUUCACUGGCUCCUCACUCAUACUACUGUUAGUGCUGCUGCUGAUAAAAAUGCUGCUACUGAUAAAAAUGCUGCUACUGCUACUGCUGCUGCUGCUGCUCCAAAUACUCAAGAUGGGAGUGGAAACACAGUGGGGCACCUAGCUGCAAAGAGAGGCAAAGCAGAAUGCUUCAGCUGUUAUUUGAACUAUGGAGGAAACCUAAAAAUCACCAACACAAUGAAUGAUACCCCUAUGGACCUUGCCAAAAGAUCUGGACAUUUAGGGAUCAUGCAGAAAGCUGUCAACAAAGAAAUUAUGUGCCCAGUUUGUGAGAAAGAGUCGCAGCAAGGUGACUCUCGUCGUCUUUCAGGGGAUUCCUCAGAAAACCUGUUUCCCACACAACAGAUCCAGAGGCACAGGCUAAGUUUACCCUUGCCACUACCUAAAGGGUUAGUAUGA